Oncorhynchus masou masou (cherry salmon) is the source of this 7112-nucleotide messenger RNA. Its product is annotated as transcription factor Gibbin-like. NCBI's taxonomy places the organism in Eukaryota, Metazoa, Chordata, Actinopteri, Salmoniformes, Salmonidae. The record is from RefSeq and is a predicted model, not a curated record.
GGGAGCUGGCGACAUGGGGGAGGGAGGUGGCAGCAGGGGUACAGGAGAGGGUCAUAGUGGAACCCAGUGCUGAGGCUGGAGCUCAAGGGACCCUUGACCUUUCACCAUCACCCUCGCCCCCCUCCCUGGCCAACGGAGUUCACCUGCACAGGAGGCCUGGCCUUGGAACACGCCGACGCCGGCAGACAGAGACACACACCGGUGCUUUGACACCGGGACAGACAGGAGUCACAGACAUGCGGAUGCACACGGAUCUCCAAAUGCACACACCUGCGGACACUCACACACACCUAGCCGCUAACACACACCUAGCCGCUAACACACACCUAGCCGCUAACACACACCUAGCCGCUAACACACACCUAGCCGCUAACACACACAUGGACGCUCACACACACCUAGCCGCUAACACACACCUAGCCGCUAACACACACCUAGCCGCUAACACACACAUGGACACUCACACACACCUAGCCGCUAACACACACAUGGACGCUCACACACACCUAGCCGCUAACACACACAUGGACGCUCACACACACUCGGACUCUGCCGGGCCAGAGCAGCCCAGAACUGUUUCAUCACCAGAGACUCACACCAGAUCACCUCAGCGACCGGUCCUCUUGCCUGUCACUCAUUCAGCCUGCACCAAUCAGCAAGUUGCUCCCUCUCCCUGCAGCCCGCUUCCUCCACCCUCUGCAAACAGAGACAGGCCCCCGGCCAUUAGCACUGCCCAUAUUGGACCAACACCUCUAGAUCUCUCUAAACCCAAAAGAGCUAUUGGCCCAAAUCCUACAGGCCCUUCUCUUAUUGGACCAUCCGGUUCAAACCCUUCUACUAUUGGCCCAGACCCUAUAGAUCCCUCCACUGUAUCUGUCGAAGGAGAGAGGAAGUAUGCGCUCCGUAGCUCCGGUCGACCUCGCUUCCCCUGCCAGCUUCGAAAGUCCUCCCGCAUCCGCCGAUGCACCGAGGAUGGAGAGAGGAGGGGAGGGAGGGAGAGCGAGAGGGAGGAGGAGAUGGCAGAGGAGGAAGAAGAGGAUGAGAAAGAGAGGGUGAGUGUACAUGUAAAGGUAGAGCGCCCCACAGUGGAGGAGGGUUUACCUGCAACCUCAAAGCCUGCUGACUCAGCUGUACCUGUAGCACCACGCCCUUCACCACACCCUUCAACACGCCCCUCACCACGCCCUACACCACACCCCACCUCUCACUACGCCCCCCGGCCAGCGCCCAAACCCAGAACUUCAACCAAACCCCAACCUAGACCUUCAACCAACGCCAAACCAAAAGCCCAACCCAGACCAUCGAUGAAAGCCUCGCCCAAAUCCUCACCCAGAGCAGCAACCAAUCCCAGACCAGCAACCAAUCUUUCGCCUUGUCCAUCGAUCAAUACCGUGCCACAGCCGACAGUGAAGAAGGAGGUGCCUGACGAUCUCGUUCCUCCCACUAAACAGAAACGGCGGUUCGUUGGUGUGAGGCGUAUCGUGGUGAAGGUGGCUCGUAUCCCGGUGAACCUCAGCCGACGCCAAAAGAGCUACAAGAUUUCCUCCAUGGAGACCGUUGUCGGACCGGAGAGGGGCGGGGCCAGUGGCGAGGGGGUGGAGGGAGCAGAGGGGGUGACAUCGGUGGUACGAGAGCCAACUGCGCUCCUUCGCAUGAAGAACAAUGGGAAGAAUGUGAUGGUCAUGUUCCCGCCUGGAGAACUCCCGGUGAUCCUGAAACGCAGACGUGGCCGACCUCCCAAACAGGUUGUACCGGGAAUGCCAGAUAAAACAGGUGGGAAUUUUGUCGCUGCCAGUGGGAACGGCGAGCCCAAGAAACCUCGUCGGCGCCGGCGGGCCAAGCUCCCAUCUCCGCAACCGUCGUACGUGAACGACACCAACGACGUCAAGACAGAGUACGGAGACGUUCUGUCCAAACUGGCGUUCCUAAACCACCAAACGCCUGCCACCGGCCGCUGCUCCCCACCACGCUGCUGGACACCCAGCGAACCAGAUAGCUUUCACACGCCGUCCAACAACCCUGGGAUCUCCGCCCUGCUCCACCGACUCACAGGGUUCAGACGCAGGGGAGGGAGGGGUGGUGGCGUAGGGGGCAGGGGAGGAGGAGCAGGAGGGGCUGGGUGUGAGAGCUUCAAGAGCUCCUUCAGUGACUUCUUCGAGACGAUCGGGAAGAAAAGGAAAGUGACCCCUGCUCUGUCAGAACCAGGGUUACCCAAGAAACGAGGGAAGGGUGGGGGGGCAGGGGAGGAGGGGUUGCAGGGGGAGAUGGGGGCUGGAGGUGAGGGGUGGAAGCCGAUGAGAAAACGACGCUUGUGCAAGAAUGGGGUUCUGAAAGGGGAGGCAGGAGGUCAGCUGGAGCAAGACUGGUCUAAUGGUGGAGGUGUCUGGGAGGAUGACCGGGGAGGGGAGAGGGAGAGAGGGCCGAGGGCGUACCAGGCCUGUGGCUCCCUGAGGGGGGACUUCCUGCCCUGUGAGGGGGGAAGAGCAGGUGCAUACGGCAGCCCUGGGGGCAGCAGAGAAGGUGGAGGUGGUGAUGAAGUGCAGGGUUUGUUCGCUGGAUAUUUUCGCUCCCUGCUCGACUCAGACGACUCCUCCGACCUCCUGGAUAUCUCCUCCUCUCGGCCUGACCCCAGGAAACCUCCUCCCACCCCGGGCUACGACUCCUCCAGCACUGCCCCCGGCCCAGGUUCUCGCUGGUCCCCAGCCUUCCCCAAGCGCAGCCCCAAAGGAGAGGCAAGGGAGAACCAAACCCAGGUCUCUUCGUCCUCCUCUUCCAGACCUCCUUACAGCUACUACCUUUCCCAGAACUCCCCCACCACUUCCUCCUUCCCCAAGUCCACCCCUCCCUCCCUCUCUCUGCCUCGCUCUCCCAGUUCCCCCCAUCCCUCCUCCUACGGUCACUACCCGUCUGGCUAUUCCUCCUCCUCUCCUGCGGGGGGCAGUGCAGCACCACAGAGACCCACAGACUGCAGCUUUGCAGCCUACGGGGCAGCUGGGCUGGAUAAGGCCUCCACAGUCCCCCCCGUGGGCCAGGGUCAGAUGGGCUAUUCCAAUUUUUCCAAGCGUGGAUAUGGGGGCUACCCUGGGCAGGUUGGACCAUCCUCUCCAGGGGGUGCGGGGUAUAUGGCCAUGGCCAAGAACAACCCCUUCCAUUCCUCAUCAUCUCCAGAGGGUUACAGACACUACCCCUCCAACCAGUGGAACUGCAAGCAGGGCUCCAGUGGCUGGGCGUGGGACAGUCUGGCUCAUCAUUACCCAGGAGGCUACAGUGACUACGUCACCCCAGGCCCCAGCGAGCCCAAAGACAUCCUGGACAUCUCUAACUACACCCCACAAAAGGCCAAGCGACAACCCUUCCUCGAGAGCCUAUCAGAGUCCUCCUCUGACUCAUCCCACCUGGGGGUUACUGGGUCAGGAGGCGGGGUCAGUACCGGAGGUGGGGGCGGAGGCUCUGGUUCAGGUUCCGGAGGUGGGGCUUACAGGCAGGGUGGAGGCAGGGAGUCUCUUCCUAUUGGUGGAGAGGGAGGUCAAGGCCAGUCAAGCCUAUCAAGUCUGGAGAAGUUAAUGAUGGAUUGGCAUGAGAGCGCCUCAGGCCCCUCUUACAACUGGAGCCAGAACGUUCUCUUCCAGGGGCAGGGAAAGCCCGGGCGGGGGCGCAGGAAACGGAAUGCUGCCGAACCCCAAAUGGAAAAGGAGGGGGGUGGUGGACCAGGACCGGAGCCCCCCCCAGACUCUCCCACCAGCCCCCCAGCCCAGACACAGUCUCACACCUCAACCCAGGGCUCUGGUGCCAAACGCAGUGGGAUUGGGGGGCGGCAGGGCAGGGGGGCGAGGGGAGGCAGGGGACGGCUGUGCCCGUCCCCAAGAGAACGCCCCCCAGGGGGGAAGAAGGGUAAGGCUGCUGGGGUUGGGGAUGGAGGAGGAGGGGGUACUGCUCAGGGGGGGUUGUUCCAGGAAGGCCUUGACUACUUCAGUGGAGACAGCUGCAGCCUCUCCCCCCUCCCUACCCCUGCCCUACACCUUGGUUACCCCCCCGAGCCCUGUGAGUACCCCUCCCCAACUCCUUACUCCGCCCACCCCUCCACCCCGUCCUCAGAGGAGCGUUACCCAACCCUCUUCCCUGGCGAGGCCUCAUCCUCCUCUCUCUCCCCUGGAAUGACUUCCACAUCCUCCUCCUAUCCUCCCAAACUAUCCCCCACCCCCCAGCCCUACCACCCCCCUCUCACCCCUGCUCCUCCCCCCUCCUCCUUCUCCCCGUCCUGCUCCCAAUCGCCACGGUUACUGGCCCACUGUGGAACAGCGCUGAGCCCCCCCUAUCGUAACCCGGCAACCAUCUCCAAGGACCAUUUCACCUCCCAGUAUGAUUCUCCCAGCUGCUGUAGCUCCCCUUGUUGGUACAGCGGGGCAUCGCUCAGUGGCAGCACCAGCCCUCACACUAACACACACAACGCUACACACACACACACUAACACACACGACAACGCACACGUACACGCUAAUGUGAACCCUCACGCUAGCCCUAACAAUCAUCCUGAUCCUAACGCUUCUGCACACCCACACACCAACACACACCCACACACCAACACACACCCACACACCAACACACACCCACACACCAACACACACCCACACACCAACACACACCCACACACCAACACACACCCACACACCAACACACACCCACACACCAACACACCGACACACACCAACACACACCCACACACCAACACACCGACACACACCAACACACACCCAAACCCCAACCCUCACGCAAACAUGAGCCCACACACACACUCCAACCCCAACACCAACCCUCACACGCACAACAACCCCCAUAGCAACAAACACCCGCACACCAAAACACACCACCUUCAUUCAAACCACAACCAACAUCUUCACCCCCACACUCACACUCAUCCUAACAUGUAUACAAAGCCCACCCUACACACUAGCCCCCACCCCCACCCCAACCCUAACCUCUCCCCCCACUCCCACCCCAACCCUAACCUCUCCCCUCUCCCUCACCCCCACCCCAACCCUAACCUCUCCCCUCACCCCAACACUAACCUCUCAACACACCCCCACCCCAACCCUAAUCUCUCCCCUCUCCCUCACCCCCACCCCAACUCUAACCUCUCCCCUCUCCCUCACCCCCACCCCAACCCUAACCUCUCCCCUCUCCCUCACCCCCACCCCAACCCUAACCUCUCCCCUCACCCCAACCCUAACCUCUCCCCUCACUCCCACCCCAACCCCCUGCUUUACGAGGAGCGGCCCUCUCACAACACAAUGCCCCCCCAUGGACCCCCCCACCCCCACAAACGGGACCUGCCUCCCCACCUCACCUCGGGGCUAAGGUCAGCCCCCCUGCAGCUUUCCCCGUACCCCUCCCCCCACCACAAGCCCCCCCAGGCCUCCUUGCCCCAUUCUGAGGACAUGGGCUACCCCCGUGCCCUGGGAUACACCCUCUCUACCCCCCACAGCCCCCACCUCGAGGAGGAGGAGGAGUGCUCUGUCAGCUUCUAGACACCCCCAGCGAUGACAGCUUCAGUGUCACCAGCCUGUAGGCACAGGUGUAUUAAAUCUCAACCCUUUUCAGAUUUCUACACUUUUUUUAAGGAGAGACUUUCAGAACAAGAUAAAGGACGAUCAUUUAUCAGCUCUGGAGAGUAGAGCUUUAGUUCUCCAGCUAUGACAAUCACACACACACACACACACACACACACACACACACACACACACACACACACACACACACACACACACACACACACACACACACACACACACACACACACACACACACACAGCUGGAAAGAGGGAGUGACAGAGGCUGAGCCUUUCCCUACACCCUAAACCCUACACCCUACACCCUAAACCCUACACCCUGCGCUCUGUGUGUUCUGUCGGAGGGAUGUGAACUACGGCAUCAGCUCUUGAAUUACCAGCAUCUGUACAAAGACUCCAACUCACAGACCCAUAAUCUCACCACAACAAUGAAACAAUGGCAGGACAACGUUACUAACGUUCCAUCAACAACGCUACGACAACGCUACGACAACGUUCCAUCAGCUUUCUCUGUCGUUCUGCCAUGGUUUCUGCUCCGAUGGAAGGACUGCAGUAUGGAGACUACAUCCUGUGUUCUGAUGGAAGGACUGCAGUAUGGUGACUACAUCCUGUGUUCUGAUGGAAGGACUGCAGUAUGGAGACUACAUCCUGUGUUCUGAUGGAAGGACUGCAGUAUGGAGACUACAUCCUGUGUUCUGAUAGAAGGACUGCAGUAUGGAGACUACAUCCUGUGUUCUGAUGGAAGGACUGCAGUAUGGAGACUACAUCCUGUGUUCUGAUGGAAGGACUGCAGUAUGGUGACUACAUCCUGUGUUCUGAUAGAAGGACUGCAGUAUGGAGACUACAUCCUGUGUUCUGAUGGAAGGACUGCAGUAUGGAGACUACAUCCUGUGUUCUGAUGGAAGGACUGCAGUAUGGAGACUACAUCCUGUGUUCUGAUAGAAGGACUGCAGUAUGGAGACUACAUCCUGUGUUCUGAUGGAAGGACUGCAGUAUGGAGACUACAUCCUGUGUUCUGAUAGAAGGACUGCAGUAUGGAGACUACAUCCUGUGUUCUGAUGGAAGGACUGCAGUAUGGAGACUACAUCCUGUGUUCUGAUGGAAGGACUGCAGUAUGGUGACUACAUCCUGUGUUCUGAUAGAAGGACUGCAGUAUGGAGACUACAUCCUGUGUUCCACUGUUUUUACUACGAAGGAAAGAGACCCGAGACACUCUGACCCCAAAAAGACUGGCACGUGUGUGUAUUUGUGUAUGUGUGUGUGUGACCACGAGGAUGGACUUCUUUGUGUGUGUGUGUGUUUGUUUGGGGUCUAAAGGGGUGGAGCUCUGAAUCUGAUAGGGUGGUAUGAUUGAACAGAGCUUCUCUCCUUUCAUUUACUCUCUCCCUUAUUUUUUCUGUGGUCUCGUGUUGUUUGGUGGUUUUGUGAUGAACAGUUGUGUAUCUGUCUGUUAAAAUCAUGAUGUAUCUAUGGUGCCAAUAUUGAAAUACACUCUGAUCUGGCCAUUGGUAAACCUGCCUGGACUCAUGAUGCUUUAUAGGGCAG